UUCUUUGCAACAAUGAACCCUAAGGUCUUCUUCGACAUGACCAUCGGAGGCCAACCAGCGGGGCGCAUAGUGAUGGAGUUGUUCGCCGACACAACUCCACGAACCGCUGAGAACUUUCGAGCGCUUUGCACCGGCGAGAAGGGCGUGGGGCGGAGCGGGAAGCCCCUCCACUACAAGGGCUCCACAUUCCACCGCGUGAUCCCCAACUUCAUGUGCCAAGGCGGGGACUUCACCGCGGGGAACGGCACCGGCGGCGAGUCCAUCUACGGGUCGAAGUUCGCCGACGAGAACUUCAUCAUGAAGCACACAGGGCCCGGCAUUCUUUCGAUGGCAAACGCAGGACCAGGAACCAAUGGAUCUCAGUUCUUCAUUUGCACCGCCAAGACGGAGUGGCUGGACGGCAAGCACGUGGUGUUCGGCAAGGUGGUCGAGGGUCUUGACGUCGUCAAGGAUGUCGAGAAGGUGGGUUCCAGCUCCGGCAAGACCUCCAAGCCCGUCGUUGUUGCUGACUGUGGACAACUCUCUUAGACUUUCUCCUUUUCAUCUGCUUUUUUUUUCACUCAUGUUGCUCUCAAAUCUCAAUCCUUCGUGUUGAGAUCUUUCUUUUUCUCAUUUACUUUCGGAUUUCUAUGCUCGACUCUUGUUAUCAUAAAACUCAUGCUACUUUAAUAAAAUUAGGGUUAAUUAAUUGUUAA
Messenger RNA from Cajanus cajan (pigeon pea), 695 nucleotides. It is a transcript of the gene ROC3, whose product is annotated as rotamase CYP 3. The record is from RefSeq and is a predicted model, not a curated record. Gene Ontology annotation, cellular component: cytosol; plasma membrane; cytoplasm. NCBI's taxonomy places the organism in Eukaryota, Viridiplantae, Streptophyta, Magnoliopsida, Fabales, Fabaceae. Gene Ontology annotation, molecular function: cyclosporin A binding; peptidyl-prolyl cis-trans isomerase activity. Gene Ontology annotation, biological process: protein peptidyl-prolyl isomerization; protein folding.